Mercurialis annua (annual mercury) is the source of this 5852-nucleotide messenger RNA. RefSeq names its product lysine-specific demethylase JMJ17. Gene Ontology annotation, biological process: chromatin remodeling. Lineage: Eukaryota; Viridiplantae; Streptophyta; Magnoliopsida; Malpighiales; Euphorbiaceae. The record is from RefSeq and is a predicted model, not a curated record. Gene Ontology annotation, cellular component: nucleus. The transcript is spliced from 33 exons. The coding region runs from base 229 to 5763 and encodes 1844 amino acids. Gene Ontology annotation, molecular function: DNA binding; histone demethylase activity.
GAAAUCUCAACGAAACUCACUCUCUGUUAUCACUUUACAGUAAAUCUUCAAAGGUACAAUCUCGAAACCCUAAGAAUUUAUCUCAAUCUUUAAUUAAAUUGUGUUUUAAUUGCAUGGAGAUUGUAUAAUUAUUAGUUAAACUUGAAUGGGUUGAUUAAUUUGUUUUACAUGCUUGUUCUUGAUUUUAUAUACGGAUUCUUGCUAUUUUAUUAGUGUGUUGUUGAUGAAAUGGGGAAGGGUAAGCCAAGAGCUGUAGAGAAAGGGGUAGUAGGGCAAAUCUUGUGUGGGUCGUCGUCGUCAGCGGGGUCAUUACAUGUACCUCCAGCACCUGUUUAUUACCCUAAUGAAGAAGAAUUUAAAGAACCUUUGGAGUAUAUUUAUAAGAUUAGAGUAGAAGCUGAGAAAUAUGGGAUUUGUAAAAUUGUACCGCCGAAAGGUUGGUCACCGCCGUUUGCGUUAGACUUGGAUGCUUUUACUUUUUCUACGAAAACACAAGCUAUUCAUCAGUUGCAGGCUAGGCCUGCUUCAUGUGAUUCGAAGACUUUUGACUUGGAAUAUAGUAGGUUUUUGGAGGAACAUUGUGGGAAGAAGCUGAAGAGAAGGGUGAUUUUUGAAGGGGAUGAGUUGGAUUUGUGUAAAUUGUUUAAUGCUGUUAAGAGAUUUGGCGGGUAUGAUAAGGCUGUUAAGAAGAAGAAAUGGGGUGAUGUUUCUAAGUUUGUUAGACCAGGGAUGAAGAUUUCGGAGUGUGCCAAGCAUGUUUUGUCUCAAUUGUAUUUUGAACAUUUGUAUGAUUAUGAGAAGUAUUAUAAUCGAUUAAAUAAGGAAAUUAAUAAGAGUUCUAAAAGGGGGAUUUGGCAAGAUAAGAAAUCUAAUAAUGAGGCUGAGGUUUUGUGCUCAAAGAGGAGGCGAAAAAAUGUUGAAGGGGAGAAAGUUAAGAUUUGUCAUAAGGUUGAGAAAGAGGACGAGGUUGAUCAAAUCUGUGAGCAAUGUCGGAGUGGUUUGCAUGAGCAAGUGAUGCUUUUGUGCGACAGAUGUAAUAAAGGAUGGCAUAUUUAUUGCCUAUCACCACCAUUGAAGCAAAUCCCUCCUGGGAACUGGUAUUGCUUUGAGUGUUUGAACUCAGAUGAGGAUAUCUUUGGGUUUGUUCCUGGAAAGCGUUUUACAGUGGAAGCUUUUAGACGUGUUGCUGAUCGAGCCAGGAGGAAAUGGUUUGGAACAGGGUCUGCUUCACGAGUGCAAUUGGAGAAAAAGUUUUGGGAAAUUGUGGAGGGAUCAGCAGGUGAAGUUGAAGUUAUGUAUGGCAGUGAUUUAGAUACUUCGAUAUAUGGGAGUGGCUUUCCACGUGUAAAUGAUCAGAGACCGGAAUCUGUUGAAGCAAAGGUGUGGGAUGAAUACUGUGGUAGCAAAUGGAAUCUCAAUAACUUGCCCAAGUUAAAAGGCUCAAUGCUUCAAGCUGUUCACAAUAAUAUAACUGGUGUUAUGGUUCCCUGGCUUUAUGUUGGAAUGCUAUUCUCUUCAUUUUGCUGGCAUUUUGAGGAUCACUGUUUUUACUCAAUGAACUAUCUACAUUGGGGAGAACCAAAAUGUUGGUACAGUGUCCCUGGUAGUGAAGUCAAAGCUUUUGAGAAGGUCAUGCGAAAUAGUCUUCCUGAUCUUUUUGAUGCACAGCCAGAUUUAUUAUUUCAGCUUGUGACCAUGUUGAACCCAUCUGUCCUGCAAGAAAACAAUGUUCCAGUUUAUACUGUAUUGCAGGAACCUGGAGAUUUUGUCAUCACCUUCCCCAGAUCUUAUCAUGCAGGAUUCAAUUUUGGUUUGAAUUGUGCAGAAGCUGUCAAUUUUGCUCCUGCUGAUUGGCUACCUCAUGGUGGAUUCGGAGCAGAUUUGUAUCAGAAGUAUCAUAAAACUUCUGUAUUAUCCCAUGAAGAGCUUCUUUGUGUUGUAACCAAGUUUCAGGGCAAUUGUGAUAGCAAAGUGUCACCUUAUCUGAAGAAGGAAUUGUUGCGAAUGUAUAAUAAAGAGAAAAGCAGGAGAGAGAAACUUUGGAGAAGUGGCAUCGUCAAAUCUUCUGUCAUGCUCCCUCGGAAAUGCCCUGAAUAUGUUGGCACUGAAGAGGAUCCAACAUGCAUUAUAUGUAAGCAGUGUCUCUAUCUUUCUGCUGUUGUUUGCAGAUGUAGGCCAUCAGCAUUUGUAUGCUUGGAGCACUGGGAGCACAUUUGUGAAUGCAAAUUGAGCAGACUUCGCCUUCUUUAUCGUUAUACCCUGGCAGAAUUGUAUGAUUUAGUGCUUAUAGUGGAUAAGUGGGAUACUGACGAUAGAUCACAAGGCAAUAGCUUAGUGAGGCAUAGUUCUUGUUCCAGUGAUGUGAACAUCUUGAUAAAGAAGGUCAAAGGUGGCCAUGUCAGUUUGGCUCAACUUGCUGAAAAAUGGAUUUUGCAAUGUUGUAAUAUUUUUAAGAAUCCAUACUCCAGCGAGUCAUUUGCUACCUUACUGAAGGAUGCUGAAGAAUUUCUUUGGGCUGGUUCUGAGAUGGAUCCAGUACGGGAAAUGGCUGAGAAUUUGAUUAUAGCUCAGAAGUGGGCAGAAGGCGUAAGACACUGCCUUUCUAAAGUUGAGAACUGGUCUUCUAACUGCAGGGCUGAUUGUCAACCAGUGGACAUAGAGCACAUUAAUGAAUUGCUGAAAUUUGACCCUAUACCAUGUAAUGAGCCUGGUCAUUCUAAAUUGAAGGAAUAUGCAGAAGAAGCCAAGCUGUUGACUCAGGAAAUUGUUUCUGCUCUGUCGUCAUGCUCUAAAAUCUCUGAGCUUGAGUCGCUGUAUUCAAGGGCUCGUGGUUUCCCAGUUUUUAUUAAGGACAGUGAGAAAUUGUUGCAGAAAAUUACAGCAGCAAAGGAAUGGAUAGAGUGUGCAAGGAAAUGUAUCUCAGAAAAGUGCCCUGCCACAGUUGAUUUUAAUAUCCUCAACAAGUUGAAGUCAGAGAUACCAAAGCUUCAGGUUGAGCUACCUGAAGAAGAAAUGCUUUUGGAUCUAGUAAGACAAGCUGAAUUGUGUCAAUCUUGCUGCUGUGAGAUUUUGAAAGCUCCAAUGAGUUUAAAGAGUGUUGAGCUGCUACUUAGAGAAUGGGAAAAUUUUACUGCUAUCAUUCCAGAAUUGAUGCUUCUAAAACAAUACCACCUUGAUGCUGUUUCAUGGAUUGCCUGCUGUAAUGAUGUAUUACUGAAUGUUGGCCAACGGGAGGAUCAAGACAAUGUAGUUAAUGAAUUACAAGGCCUUUUGGAAGAUGGGUCCACUUUGAAAAUUCAAGUUGAUAAACUUUCAAUUCUUGAGGUUGAGUUGAAGAAGGCUCUUUGCAGGCAAAAAGCUCUCAAGGCAUUGCAUACCAAAAUGCCCUUGGACUUCAUUCAACAACUUAUAAAAGAUGCUAUCUUACAGCAGACUGAGAGUGAGAAGUUAUUCAUUGACAUGCGUGGAGUGCUUGAAGAUGCUUUUUCUUGGGAGGAAAGAGCAAAAAACGUUCUUGAAAACGGAGCCCAAAUGUCAGACUUUGAGGAUAUUUUAAGGAGUGCAGCAAACAUAUUUGUGCUUCUACCUACUUUAAAUGAUAUUGAAGAGGCUGUAGCAACAGCCAAGUGCUGGUUGAAGAAUUCUGAGGCAUAUUUAAGAUCUUCAUCAUCCACAGGGUCCAGCUGUUGUUUUCCGCUUGAACUUGAGGAUUUGAAGGAGUUGGUCUUGCAGUCAAAAUUACUUAAAAUAACCUUUGAUGAAAGAGGAAUGAUAGAAAUGGUUUUGAAGAAUUGUGAGGAAUGGAAGCAGGUUGCCUGCUCUGCGAUGCAUGAUGUAGGGUGCAUACUGGAUUCAGGUCUUAUUCACGACAGACAGAUUAAUGACCUUACUGCAAAAAUAGAACUUGCAGUUACUAAAUUACAGGCUAUUAAGAAAUCUGGGUUUGCUCUUGGUUUCAACUUUCUUGAGAUCCCUAGACUUCAAGAUGCCUGUUCUGUGCUUCAAUGGUGCAAUUGGGCCCUUUCUUUUUCCUCUGCUUCCCCAUCUUUUGAGGAUGUUGAAAAGUUGAUGGAUGCUGCACAGAAUCUUUCAGUUACAUUUGUUUCAUGCUCUCUGUUGAGCUCUUUAAUGGAAGGGGUUAAAUGGCUCAGGAAAGCAUUGGAGGGAAUUUUUGUGCGAAGUGAUCAUGAUAGAUGGAAGUUGAGUGAAGCUGAAGAGGUUCUUGUGAAAGCUCAGGAUAUCAAUAUUUCCUUCCCAAUGGUGGUAGAUCGACUUGUAAAUGCUAUACAUAAACAUAAAUUAUGGCAAGGACAAGCAAAUGAUUUUUUUCAUCUCAAGCCCGAGGAACGUUAUUGGUCUCAAUUACUGAAACUUAAGGAAACUGGGAAAGAUGUUGCAUACAGUUGUGCAGAGCUAGAUAUGGUUUUGUUUGAAAUUGAAAAGAUUGAAGAAUGGAAGCAAGGAGGCAUUGAGAUUGCACAGAUAUUUUUAGAUGAGAGCAAUCCUUUGUUGGGAGCCUUAGAAAAGAUCAAACAGUCUCUUGAUGCAUCAUUAUACAUCUAUGGCAAGUCACAGAGCUCCGAAGCAAGAACUAUGUUCAUGUGCUGCUCUGGUUAUAUUGAAGAUCAGGAGUUUUUGACUUGCUCAAUAUGCAAAGACUGCUACCACUUGCGUUGUCUGAAACCAGCAUUACUUGAUGAAAAAAGUGCAGAACUCUAUGUUUGCUCUUAUUGCCAUUAUUUGGAGGAUUCAUCAAUAGUUCCAGAUAGAGCUGCUUUUCUUAGAUAUGGAGCGAAGCAAGCUGAUCUAAGCAAACUGAUUAAAAUCCUAUUUGAUGCAGAGAAGUUCUCUGUGUGGCUUGAAGAAAGAGAUACACUGCGACAGGUUGUGGAACAAGCUCUGGAUUGCAAAGUGUGCUUGAGAGAAGUAUUGGAUUUUGAAUCAUCUUAUUUGGAUAAUGAUCUUAGCUUGAUCACUAGGAAGUUGAUAAUCGCUUUAAAGGCAAUGCAAUCGGCUGGUGUAUAUGAUCAUCAAGGUCACUAUGACCUUCAACUGGCAUUAGCUAGAAAUUCCUGGAGAAUGAAGGCUAAGAGACUAUUAGAUGGGGUACAGAAGCCCGCUAUGCAACAAAUUCGAGGGCAUAUGAAGGAGGGAUUGGCUAUAAACAUACCUCCUGAAGAUUACUUCUGGAAGAACCUCACAGAACUGAAGCAAAUAGGCCUACACUGGGCAGAUCGUGCCAAGAAGGUUGUAUUGGAUUCUGGGGCUCUUGGUUUAGAAAAAGUUUUGGAACUUAUUUCAGAAGGUGAAAACUUACCAGUUCACUUGCAGAAGGAACUGAAGUUAUUAAGAGCUCGGAGUAUGCUUUAUUGCAUAUGUAGAAAACCGUAUGAUGAUAGAGCAAAGGUUACCUGCGACAGAUGUGAUGAGUGGUAUCAUUUGGAUUGUAUUAAAUUACAAUACCUUCCGAAGGCGUAUGUAUGUGCUGCAUGUGACCCUCUAAGAGAGUUGUCUGCAUCCCUACAUAACGAUAAUGAGAGAUUGACGAGUGCGAAACCUGUAGAGCCAAAAACUCCACCAUGUUGCAUACAGUCCGCAGAGGUUAUUAGUAUAGAACAGAAGAUAGUUCCACUUAGUGAUAGCAAUAUUGUAAAAAACCGAUGGAGUGGAAUUGAUCGGUUGUGGUGGCGUAAUCGUAAGCCAUUUAGAAGGGAGUCGAAGAAACGAGCAGAGCUCGAAUGUCUUUCCCAUUUAUUCAUCUAAAAUAAUAGUCAAAGAAAUUAGAAUUAGUCAUUAGUUAUUAAUCAUUUCAUUUAUUCAAUUAAUUCCACUAGUGCAAUUCAUUUCCAAUA